CGCAAAAAGCACGGCGAUCACCUCGCAGCACCUGCGCUACCGAGCACUCCGUCCUUUUCCCCUUUCGGGCCCGAUCCAUGCACACAUGCAACUAUGCUUCAACGGCCGCCUGCAGGCGAGCGCACCUCAGCAUGCCUGCACCGAGCCCAGAUCAUCACACCGUUCCCAAGACUGCACCAAACCCUAAUCCGCCGCGCAGGCACACAAUCGGCGAGCAGCCACCAAAUGGACAUGACUAGCCGCGUGAAGUUUGCUGCCAAUUGACCGUGACUCGAGCAGGAUCCGUCUACUUUUGCUGCUGGUUCUGUGUCACCAAACGACGACGUGGAAAUGAAGUACAGCAAGCGGCAGUCGUAGUCGACCACGCUGCAGAUCUAUUUGCAUGACCAGCGUGCCUCCGACGCCCUCCGCCCUGUAGCGGUAACCUGAGGCAGAUGCCGUUGCAAAAGCACGACAAACAACUCGACCUCAAAUGCGCGUCAUAUUAGCGCCUUCGGUAUUCGCGAAUCCUUCACUCGGCUGCAUCACAGCGAGCGCCCGGCGUGGAGCAGUUCGGGAGGCCUGCGAAACACUUCUGUGCAGCCACGGUGGCUACGCCAAGCGCCUGUUUCCAGAUCUUCAAACACCCCAUCGGCUGUCCAGCAUCCAGGCGCUGUUACUCAAGGGUCACCGGCUACCGAGUAAGUUGGCACUGAGAGCAAGUCUCCAAAGAGUAAGCCUCCAAACAACCACAUGUCAUGUGCGCAGCGAACGGAACAGUAUCAAAGCCAACGCCACCGUGUCGCGGACCUCAAACCACUCAGUUGCUGGAAUCCGGGGGCCGCUCAGCGUAUCGAGUGCCGCCGUUCCCUAUGCUUUCGAGUCCAGACUCGGAGUUCCGCCUAUAUAUCCCCUGCCUACUCCACUACAGCCGGCAAUACCACACGUGAGCGCGUCAGACCAGCCUCUUGGCGUUUCUGUAAUCAUCAAUCCAUUCUCAUCACAGUCCGGAAACGGCAGAUCCACAACUCAAAUACUCCUUCAGGCGCCCACACUCCCGUGAGAGAUGUCACAUUAACCUUCCUGCCUGAUGCUGCCAAAUGACUAAUCCGAUCGCCCGGCGUGCAGCACGCAAUAUUUGUCUGCCCGCUUACAUCGCCUUAUCCCAGCCGUAGUAGGUAUUCAAGUCCUCGCCACAUACAUCCCAGCCUCUCAGUUUGCAGGAUGAAUAGCGGACGAGGGAUGUAAGUAAGCCGAACCGAACCUUCCACCACCAUGCAACAGCAAAGUAGGCAGGAUCCCAAAAACUUUAGUAGAAUGCUUUUUUACCUACAAUACAGGUAACGCUUAACUUAAUCUCAGCAUUAAGUGUCAUGAUAGCUACAAGUUCCGUGUUCAAGCUGAUGCACUUAAAAGUUACUCAUCUGCAGUUUUUCCUGAAACGCGAGAGCCCCGACUCCACCUACAGUACCACUACGCCCC
Boeremia exigua is the source of this 1461-nucleotide messenger RNA. RefSeq lists its product as uncharacterized. The transcript has a single exon. Lineage: Eukaryota; Fungi; Ascomycota; Dothideomycetes; Pleosporales; Didymellaceae. The coding region runs from base 473 to 1042 and encodes 189 amino acids. The record is from RefSeq and is a predicted model, not a curated record.